AGUUUAGUUCAAAUAGUCCAAGUUUCAAAUCAAUUGAAAAUUUCUGCCCAGAGUUAUGACUGUGUUGCCAAGGACUAAAAGAAACAUAAUUUAAUGUAUAGGAUUUUGUUUUUGUAUUUAUUCUAUGUAUGAAAUUAUAUGAUUAUUGUCAGGUAUUUAGGCAUAUAAAAGUACUUGUAAUAUGAUGUUAUUCAAGUGAAUAAAGAGGAACAAUUCGUCUCUUCAUUCAAAACAUAGAAAUACAAUUGAACCCAUCAACUUCCAACACUUUUGAAAUAUAAUCUGAAAACAAGAGUUGUUUGUUGGCAAUGUUUAUGUUUAACUUCACCUACAUACAUUUUUCCUAAACCAACUGAUUGAUCUCAUAAUCACGUUUACUUCCAACUUAUAAAACUCAAGAAUUGCACGAGAAACUAAUAUCCUAGUCUGAGAUGAAAACCCUGAAAUUUCCUGGAAAAACAAAAAAAGAAGUUACUAUUGUUAGUUUUCCCUUUGGCAGUUGAAGGCAUUGUCUCUAUUCUGGUUUCUAUUUCAGUCUCUCUAUCGUUCCCACUUCUGAUACUGAAAGCUUCCGUUCCAAAGUUUAGGAAUGGAGUCAAGAAACAUCAUCAAGAACUCUAUAUUCUCCAAGAAACUAUCAAAAACCCACAGAAAACUGAUCGUACUCAUUGUUCUUCUUCCCCUUGCUGCGGUUCUUGUUUCAUUAUUACUGAAGAAUUCGACUUCUUCCUCACAUUCAAGAAACCAUCUUCCUCCGUUGACCCCUUCUCUGGCCUUUCCCCUGCAUUCAUUCAUCAAGAAAGCCUGCCCAGAAACUCUGUAUUCGUCUUUAUGUCGUUCCACUUUAUCCACCCUGCCCAAGUCCAAGAACUUCACAAGCUUCCUCAAGAUUCUGGAGUUCACAAUUAACCGAACGGCAAGCCAUGUGAAGGGUGCCCGAUAUAGCAUCGUUGCUCAUUUCACUAAGCAAGAUUUAAACUUACAUGAGAAGAAUGCCCUGAGGGAUUGCAUGGAAAUGCUUGAUCAGACGUUAUACGAACUACAACAAGCCACCAACGAGUUGAGGUCUUUUGCUUCUUUGACAGGUUAUCGUCUUGACAGAUUGUAUGGUAACAUCAAGAACCUUUUGAGCGCGGCCAUGACUAAUGAGAAUACUUGCAUUAAUGGGUUUCUAGACUUGGAAGAACUGGAUUCGGAUACUCGAAAGGGUCACAGAGAACAUCUUCAGAAUUUCUUAACUCCAAUUUCCCACAUGAUCAGCAAUAGCUUGGCCCUGAUAAAGCAUGUGGAGAAGAAAAGCAUCCAAGAAAUGGUCAAGAAACCAAAGAUGAUGAUCACCAAAGGGCUGCAGGAAGAACUUCCUGAUUAUAAGAGAAUUGUUCGUGGACGAAAGAAGAAUACACUGAGGAAGUUAAGGCCAUAUGCGACUGUAGCUUCUGACGGCAGCGGAAACUACAGUACCAUAAGAGAUGCGAUUGCAGCAGCACCGAAUAUGAGCACGAGCAUAUAUAAGAUCAAAAUAAUGGCAGGGAUUUACAAAGAAAAUGUCCUGAUUCCAAGAGAGAAGAUCAAUAUAAUGUUGAUUGGAGAUGGGAUGAACUCAACAAUAAUCACAGGGUCCAGAAAUUUUGUUGAUGGAUUUUCCACCUUUGAAUCUGCUACACUAACUGUGUUGGGAGACAAAUUCUUGGCCAGGGACUUAACCAUAAAAAACACUGCACCUCCAGAAAAGCACCAGGCAGUGGCUCUCAGGGUGACUUCCAAUGCUGCAUUUUAUCGUUGUGAGAUCGUUUCCCAUCAAGACACUCUGUAUGCACAUUCUCUGCGUCAGUACUAUCAGGACUGCUUGAUUCAAGGAACAAUAGAUUUCAUCUUUGGAAAUGCAGCAGCAGUCUUCCAGAACUGCACAAUACUCGUACGCAAACCGAUCCCAGGUCAGAGCAACAUGAUCACUGCUCAAGGGAGAGAAGAUCCUAACCAGAAUACAGGGAUCAGCCUACAGAAUUGCACCAUAGAGGCUGCAAAAGAAUUUAACCUGACACAAAGGAGAAACAUUUCGACGUAUUUGGGCAGGCCCUGGAGAAACUACUCAAGGACCAUUGUCGUCAACAGCUAUCUGGGAGAUUUAAUACAUCCUCGAGGAUGGUUUGAGUGGGAUGAGUACAGCAAUCUAGAUACCGUUGAGUACAUAGAGUACAUGAAUUCUGGACCUGGAGCAGAUACGAGACGUAGAAUUUCAUGGGCAGGGUAUAGAAAGAACUGCACAGAAGACAUGGUCAGGCAGUUUACAGCUGAAGAAUUCUUGCAUGGAGCAGAUGACUGGUUAGAGUCCACUGUAUUCCCACUCUUCGCUGUUUUGUACCACCAGGAAACUUAGUUCACUCAGCUGUGAAUAGGAUUUCUGUAAACAUUGAUGCCUGAAAUUAUAUUGCAAAGGGAUUUCAGACACUGUAGGUUUAUAGCAUGCCAUAGCAGACAAGUAAUUGACAAGAAAUAUGACAAUUUUCUUGACAAGAUCCAGAAGAAAAUAAAGUAACAAUGCACAAUUGUACAUU
Messenger RNA from Sesamum indicum (sesame), 2555 nucleotides. The record is from RefSeq and is a predicted model, not a curated record. NCBI's taxonomy places the organism in Eukaryota, Viridiplantae, Streptophyta, Magnoliopsida, Lamiales, Pedaliaceae.